Molecule: messenger RNA, 9738 nt
Organism: Dermacentor silvarum
Lineage: Eukaryota; Metazoa; Arthropoda; Arachnida; Ixodida; Ixodidae
Product: VWFA and cache domain-containing protein 1
Exons: 28
Coding region: 328-4362 (1344 amino acids)
Cellular component (GO): voltage-gated calcium channel complex
Molecular function (GO): voltage-gated calcium channel activity
Source: RefSeq, a predicted model, not a curated record
UAUUUUGCUACAGGCCAAUCACGUUACUGCUUUGCCUUCACCGCCCAUUAAUGGCAGACGCCGUCGGACGCAAGGUGUCGGACAUGCGGCAGUCGGGCGGCUUGUGUGAUCUUGUGUUGUGGUGGUGGUCAGGUCGCGUUUGUGGAGCCGCCGUGGUGGCCUUGUUGGUGUGCGACCUGGCACAAUGAAUCGACUACAGCGGACAGCGACGGUUACCUGACGAAGUUGUCGCCUGCUCGGGCUCAUCUUCACCGAGCCUCCGAAGAGGGCUUGCAGCGCGGGGUUCUCCGUGCGUGUGUGUGUUUGUUGACCCCCGCUAGGAGGAACAUGGCGGCGGGUUCUUCCGAAUUUCGGGACCUCCGGAGAAUCGCCGCUCUCUACUGCGUCGUCUUCGUUUUUGUAGUGUGCCUCGACUGUGUGCGUUGUGCCGCUGGCGGCGACGCCAAGCCCUCGAUAAAACUGUUCGGGAACAUUGGCAAGUUCGCGAACCGCUCGGGAGUGCACGAGUUUCUCAAGAGCAACUUGUUUCUCGCGUCGCUCGCCAAGGAGUCUUCGGUCGCCGCCGGGGCGGAAAGUGCGGCCUCGGAUCGACAAGAUGCGAUCGCGGACAGCAUAUAUCUGCAAGUGGAAGCGCGUUCGCUGGGAUCUCACCUUCGCAAGAUCAGCAACGAGGAGCUGGGUGUCACGGCUAUGCAGGGAAUCUAUGAUGAGCUGCCAUUCACCACUGACAACUUUGAUGCAGCCAAGCAGCUUGACGAGAUCGCUGACAAGCUGCAAAAGAAGCUGCUGUCAUAUGUGGCACUUCUGAACCGCAGCGCAGACGUUGUGGAGGAAGUCUACAGGUUUCGACAGCGGUACGCAUUUCCAGCGGUGAACCCAUGCUGCUUGAUGGAUCCGAGUGUGUUGAUGAUGGACAACCACUUUGGCACAGAGAUCACAAACUCAACGACUUGCGACACAGCGCCGCUCUCCCUACCCAAGGGUGUUUUCAGUCCUGGGCCCAACCUCACUGAUGUGUUCCGCAAGAACUUGGAGUCUCACCCAUCAAUCAAGUGGCAGUACUUCGUGUCUGCUGCUGGCAUCCACACAGAGUACCCCGCCUACAGCACCGUCAGGAAGUGGUCGUGCAGGCACGUCGACGACCUUCGGCACAGGGACAUCUACCUGGCCACGGUGCAGCCACACACAAAGCAUGUGGUCAUUGUGAUCGACCACGGCAACUCUCUGAGCCCCAAGCAGCUCGUCACAGCCAAGGCCGUUGCCAAGUACGUCCUGUCAACGUUGUCCCACCACGACAGGGUUGGUCUGAUUGGUCUGUCAGGAGAGCCAAAGUUUCCUCAGAGCGACAAGUGCCUGUCCAAAGAGAUGGCCUUUGCCACUUAUGAGACCAAGUACCACUUUGGUCGCUUCAUCGAUUCUCUCCAGAAAGCUCCUAAUUCCACCAACCACCGAGUCGGGUUCAGCAAGGCGUUCGAAAUGAUCCAGAAGAGUCUUCGGCCUUCCAAGAACAUUUCAAAGCAAGCUGAGGCGCUGAUUGUCUACGUUAGUCGGGGCCUGCUGUCGUCGAUUGCGGAUGCACGUCCGGUGUUGGAGACGAUUGCAAGUGGACACAGAAGUAGCGGCCAUCGGGUCGUCAUCAACACUUAUGCAGUCAUUGACGAUGGCAAGCCCAUCAUGUACGAGACAUCAUUUCUGAGGGACAUUGCUGAGCUCAAUUUCGUCAAGUACAAUGUGCCUGGCGUUCCGUCACCAGAGCUUAGGGGAGCCAUGGUGGCCAUCAACUCCACUGAGAACCUCAGCUUCACAAUGGGCCAGUUCUACUCUGCCUUGAGCUUUCACCGGCAUCCUACGUCAGUUCACUUCUCUUUGCCCUGGUUUGAUAACAUUAGCAAAGAUCUGGUGAUAAGCAUCAGCAAAGCAGUGGUUCACCACGGCGUUCUCUUGGGCGUCGCUGGUGUGGAUAUCUCAGUGUCGGACAUGGCUGAAGACAUCGUCUACUUUUCAAAGUCUCAGGAUGUCUAUAGCUUCCUUGUAGAAAAAUCAGGUGUGGCCAUUGUGCACCCAGCGUUGUCCAAGCCGUCGUCAGUGUCAGAGCAGCCAAUGCACACGGACAUCCUGCACUUGGAGAACAGGCCUGGGUUCCAUGCCGUUCGACAGGACCUUCUAAAUGGUUCUAGCGGUGAGAACAAGCUCACACUUGCAUCUGUGGUGGAAUCCCCCGAUCGUGCGACAAACCUGGUUGAAGCUGAGCCCGCUGAAGAACAGUUAUCUGAAGUUGUCUACCGCUGGACUAGGGUGGCUGGUACGCCCUACGUUGUUGCCAUUGUGAGCCUGAAGCCAAGCAGACAGCAACCAGUGUUGAGGGGCACCACAGCAGGCGAUGCACUGGGCGAAUUUUACUAUCACAGGCUCGAUCUCGUGUCUCCGCCUCAGCUCUGUCGGCACAUGAAGCAGCUCUCUACUCUAGCUGGCAGUACACUGUUCCUGUCUGCGGCCUGCUUCUUGUCGCCCUUCGAGUACCUAUCCCAGGAAGAGACCAAGUCCCGAGUGCAGGGUUACAUGGCCUACCUCAUAGACACCACCAUGCUGAUUGCAAACCCAGGACUCAAGCCGGAUGUGCGGGAUGAAGUGUUGGCAAUUGCCCGCAUCACUUCCGAGUGGAAGAGAACCUUCGAGAGCAGCGAGUUCACAAAGCAUGUGGUGCGAAGGUAUGCAGCAACAGCGUGUGGCGCGAUGGUGGCCUACCCCGGCACGGUGCUAGAACGCAGCUACGACCCAACCGAACGGGAAUGGUACACUCGCGCGCUUGAGCACCCCGGCAAGGUUGUGCUCACAGCCCCCUACCUGGACAUGGGAGGUGCCGGGUACAUAGUCACACUGAGCCACACCAUCUACCAGGCAAAACCGGAUGCACUGCACAGCCCUUCAGAUGCUGUUGUUGCCGUCAUUGGAAUGGACCUGACGCUGGGCUACUUCUACAAAUUGCUGACAGUCAACAUGGACAUCUGUGAACAGGACAAAAUAGCGUGCUUCAUUCUUGAUGACCGUGGGUACCUGAUCGCCCACCCGAGCCUCAUGGAGCCUACCCUCAGAGCUACAGGCUUGGAGCAGCAGCACAUCACACGCAAGGAGCCCCUUGUUGUCAGUGACAUCACCAAUCACAAAGGCUUUGUGAAGAAGAAAGAGUGUAACAACUAUGGGGACUGGACAGUGCAGCGCUUCUACAAGCUCAACACCAGUCUUGAGGGCAUCCUCACCAACUCGGUGCAUGGGGAACACUGUGCCAAAUAUCAGAUCACUGCCAUCCCUGGAACCAACGCCUUCCUGGGCAUCGUCAACCACACGUGUGACACUGUCAGGGCUUUCUGCCCGUGCAGCAUGGUUGACAGGCUCUGCCUCAACUGCCAUCGCAUGGAGCAGCGUGACUGUGAGUGCCCGUGCGAGUGUCCUCUGCAGAUGAACCUCUGCACUGGCGACCUGGCACACAAUGAAGACAGGAGUAGCAACUGCCCACGCUUUGCGAGGCCCCCGCAGCUGCCCAAGCUGGAGAGCUACCACUUCGACUUGCUGCUGCAGUGCUUCAACAGCGAGUGCAGUUCGAGGAUGAGUGAAAAGGAUUGUUCAGGCGUGCUGGGCUGUGAGUGGUGCUCUGUUGACAUGGAUGGGGAGACACCACUGAAGACACCCUUCUGCCACGAGCAGCCUAAGUGCUUUGGUGGUGUUUUGGGCGCCAGGACGCCUUAUGCAGACGAGAUAAUUGGUGCUCUCGAGGAAGAUUUCCCGUACAUCCGCAGCACUCCGCUCGGACCGGUGGCAGGUGGCAUGAUUGGAGCAUUUUGUCUGAUUGCCUUCCUGGUGUACUGCUACAAGAAUCGUGUUACACGGAGCUCGUCGAGCCAGUAUGCCCUGUCGUACCCAGCGGCACCUCUUCAGGGCGGCCAGGUUUUCCAUGACAUUGACGACUCGGACUUCCACACGAGUCCCAGUCCUGUGGGACCUCACAACCUCAGCCUAGCCGGCUGUACUUAUGACAACCGGGUGGUAGUGUCACCGUAUCGCGUCAACACCGCGUACCGCCGUCCGCCAGGCGGUGACAGCGACCAUGGCUACAGCACGAUGACGCCGCAUGAAGACUCCGAACAUCUACAGUAUUUCGAGCCCCUACUCACGAGCAAGGAGAAGGGGCGCUCGCCACCGGCACCACAGCCAUCGCUCAGCAGUCGGGCCUCCUCACCUGCACAGCAACAGCUGACGCAGUUUCCAGACCCUUCCAUCACUAGGCUUCCCAAGAACCCAGCAACCAUGGGGAGGCGAAACUCCUUCCAAGCCAGCGUAGAGGUGCACGCUGCAGCUGUGCGGUGAACACUCACAGUCACUUUCAUCACCAUGGCCGUGUGGUCUUGGAGAAACUGUUUUACUGCCAAGAAGGUGUGAUGUACUGACUCUUAGACGCUGGCGCCACCGCCACUAGUUAUCUCAGAGGAGGUGACACUUGCCAGUCCUUGUGGAGUGAUUGCGUUCCCACGCCCUCUAUCACAUGCGGGCUGCACGCAUCAACACGGGUGCGGAAGACACCACUUCACUGCCAAGGGGGUGCACGUGGUCUCAAUGGACAUCGGUGUCAAUGUUGUGGGUAGUUAUUACCUCACAGGUGUUUUGUGUUGGGGACGCCCAUGCACUCGGAGGUCCAGGGUGGUUGAGCGUUCGUCGUGGUUGAUUCACCAUAUCAUGAAAACUUUGAUUUCACUUUUCACCACGUGGUAGGCUAGAAAGAAACGGAGAUGUGAGCUCUCUUUAUUUUUAUUUUUGUCAGACUCGCUGCUCUCCGCAAUGAGGUGUCGCUCGUUUCAUCGAUUCAUUGUGUAUACUACGUCACACUACGCUUCACCUGGGCUGAGCGCACUGGAAGUGCCGACAAUGCUGCAGUUUUCAGUGUUCUGCGCAGCAGGACAGCUAGCUGCUCUAUUCACAAAUUUGUGUAGCUUCAUCCAUCAAAUUACUGGAUGGAACUGAAAGUGAAGUCUUUGGAGGCUUACGAAAAACAAAAAAUGCAAGUAGGGCAACAAUCGGUGAUUUUCCUGGUGAGUGGAUGGCUUUUAUCUGCUGACAGUGCAAGCAUGACAUCAUCUAUUCAUUGCAGUAUUGUGCACGAUAAAUGCAGGUGUGUGUUUUGCUAAACUACCGUACUUUUGCAUGUACAACCCGCGCGCAAAACUUCUUUCAUUUAGCAGUAAAGUCCAGGGUGAGUUAUAUGCAAAUUUUGCCUGGAGGUGGGGCUUCACGGCAGCCCUAGUUAUAUGCAAAUUUUGCCUGGAGGUGUGGCUUCAAGGCAGUGCGGCGUGUGCUUCCGUGAAGCCACACCUCAAAGCAAGGUUCUCUGCCAUUCAAAGUUUUAUCUCAUAGGGAAUGCCACCCCUGCACGUUGAAGCUCCCUUCUCCCCUCCUUCAUGGCUGCCCAAUCUCCUCCUUACGGGUCACCAUUUUGAGUUUAGUAGUUAGCGAAUCAUGGAGGAAGGAAAACAAAGCUUCCUUUAUGACGAAUAGUGCACACGGCGUAAGAAAAAAUCAUGAUUUGAAUAUCUGUAUUGAAUGCGUACAAUGUGAUCAUGUCACCUGUUCCCACAGUGUACCCUCGGUCUGUGCGAAGCGCUUCGCGAUGUGGCAGAGAGCCAGAUUGGUGAACGUUGGGAUUUUCAGCUCCGUCGCCGUUACCCUUGCAAGGACUGCUCUGUCUGCACUUUAUGUAAAUGCUAGCUGGAAAGGUAUCCCGAUUCACAUCACAUGUCAUGUGACUGAUUCAUUCACGAUCACGUCCGUUGUGUGAAUAUAGUUUUAUCAGCAUCACUGAAGAGGAGGGGGAAUAGAGCCGCUGCCCGAAGAUACGACGUGGACGAGUCAUGCAUCCGCGAAUAGAGACUUUUUGAAAAGGUUUGAGCGUUGUUGUUUGCAGUUAUUGCUGCGGGUUAUAUGCACGGAUUUUUUCUCCUUUUGUUUAGGGGGGGCUGUUGUAAUUAGGGGCAUGGGCGUUAUGCGCAAAAAUACAGUAUAUAGCUGCAUCCCAUGACUUGUAAAUGGUACCAGGUGAGAAGAAAGGCAAGCUCAUGCAUAGUGAGCAAAACUGCUGCCAAAGCAAACAUGAAAGUUAUUCAGCGUUGCACGGUUCCAUGGUGGCAAAUACCAUUGCGUAGUGACGUGUUAAUCGACAAAUGUAUACAGGGUAGUCCAGUAUGAAAGGGAACAGGGACUCCUUAUUGUUACUUGGUGAAUGAUUACUUUAGAAAUGCGAUGUCAGACAUUGCCAGUGCUUGCCAUGAAGCUUACCUGUUGAUGGGAGUGGCCUUAUUGUAUUUGGAUUUAUUGGCAAGAAACAUAGAAAAUUUAUGGUCUGGAUGUAAAUUAAGUGUUCCCUUUCACAUUGGUCCUGCCUGUAAGGUGGAGAAACACGCGGGGUGCUAAGCACCUUCAUUUUUUUUUUUUCUUUUGUCGCUGUGAUAUGAUGUCAGUGCAGAAAACUUGCAUGAACUUUGCCAGUAUCGUUUGCAUGCAACACAGUUCUUCCUGAUUUACAACAUCAGCAAAGGUUUUUGUAUGGCGGCGUUAUCACUUGUGGCAUAGCCAACAGAGAUGGCAGUCCGCAUGGAGUGACGUGUGCGUAUGACCUCGUGGACUGAAUUAAUUAGCACAGUUACCACAAACUCCACUGGCACAAGUUUUCUUGAAAUACUAAAUUGAUACUUGAUGGCAGGUUUGCCAAAGUUCUCGGUUGUAUAGAUUCAGAGUGGUGCGUAGCGAAUGAGAGACAGAUAGCCAAUUCUAUCCCCCCUCUCUUUGCCUAUAUCCGUGUAGGACCGGACUAGGUGCUUUUAUAUGCCGUGCAUCGUAAUGUCCUAUUUGUUUACAAAUAUGCAGCUUGCCUAUUGGUGUGGCUAGGUAGGCCCAACUUUGUUGUAAGAAUGAAGCCUGUACUCGGGCCAGCAUUAGUCGUCGUCUUGCUAGCAAAAGCCCCGACUAUAUUGCGCACUGAUGCAAAAGACCUUAGAAGAGAAGCAAACUGCACGCUGCUCUGGCUUGUCAUUGUUGUGUUGCCCUACUGCUACACAGCCUUGUGUGCACUUGCUUGGCAAACAGAGCACAAGCACACGCUUUGUGAUGUCAUCCUGACAGCUUGGGCCUUUGCCAAGGGCUCCGAGCGUCACUGCCGACAUGUCGCCGACGUUACAACAACCCUGCCUGUGGGUUAAACCAGACACAUUUCCGAGGUGCUUCCCUCAUGAUUUUUUGGUUGCUGGGCAACCACGUUUGUUUUUAUGAAUUUUUGUCAGCAGUUUCUAUUUCCGAGUGCAUAGGGAAUGGUGCGAAUUCACGUAUUCAAAAGCGGGUCCUUGUGUGUAAAGUUUCUGCGGAGCUACGUUUUGAGGGUGUCUUUAUGGCAGUAGCUGCAUCUAUCCUUAUCUUCACUUUACGGAAGCGCUGUGCGCUCAAGUCUUACACCCUGUAACACCAGCAUAUAUUGUACAUUGUGCCACAAUUUUGCCUAGCACACUUCACAUUUUAGAAGAGUUGGAAGGGCACUAAGGUUUUCCGUCUGUUUUUGUCAUGGUGUGCUAGUGCUAUCACUUCAGAUACAACCAUACCAGUGCAAUCAGUUCACAUUGCGACUUCAUACCGAUUUUGACUUGUCUGUAUCGUGUAUGAUACAAGGGGUAUUGCAGAGUUAAAUUUUAAGCACACUUACUUGUUUGACUGGCAGUGCAAAUACAGUUAUCGUGACAUGCUCGAACAUUAACAAAAUUUUUUUAGUCGUGAAAAAGCAUCACACGGUCUGCCUCAAACAAAUUUGCUUGUGCCAUACACGCCAAACAAGAUAAGAGCUUGGCAUAGCCAAGCAUGGUGCUCACUCUGGGUUUCAGCCGGCACCUUUCUGUGGUGGUGGCAGUGUACGAGAAUUAAACAUGAUAUUAGCUUUUCGUUGCUCAAUCCAUGGCAUUCAGGUACAUUUUCCUUUAAUGAGUACCAGUGGCUAAACCACAAGAACAGCACAGUGAAAAAAAUAGUUCAUAGGUUCAUUAUUUUCAUGCUGCAUAGUUCUAGUACAGCAGUAGGUUGAAAGGCUGGGCCACAAUUUUGUAGCAAUGCCUGUUCCAACGGUAUUCUUUUCGCACUUAAUCAGUAAUCUUAGCGACAUUCUGCCCGCUCGAAUUAUCAGUGGGAUCAGCUGACCGUGAACAGUGCAUGAUGAGAGUGGCAUAGAAUCAAGUGGAAAGCAUCACUAAAAAAUCGCGGCCCUGAAUGCCAUGUAGUCAGCAGAUGCAUGUAGGUUCAUUCGGAUGGGUGUCAACAUCGUACUAGAGUGGAAUUAUCACCAAAAGUAAUGUAAUAAGAUAUCAGUACAGUUGUGCUAAGACUGAAUUCUCAGACGAGCUCAACAAUUCUUUGGGGACCACCAUUUAAUUUCCUGCAGAUUGAUUAUGGUUUUGUCACACUUAACAGAUAGAUUUCCAAGGUCCCUUUCCAGCUCGUCUUAGAGAGGAAAUUCACUCUGCGACCCCUGGUUCCUUGCAAGGCCUAGCAAAACUGACAGUGUAUGCCCUUGGAGUCUGGGCACUGUUCUCAUUGUGCCUUGAGCACACCUUGAUAGAUGCUAGCCUCGUGCGUAUGGAUCGGAGCCCCCAGUUUGGCCCAGCCGCUUCCCUUACCUUCAGCUUCUUCUGCAGCUUAUUUUUACAUCUGUAUAUAGCUUGCUGUACAUAAUGAAAUGAUAUGCAAGACCGUGUUCCUUUGUGUUUGUCUGACCCUCUUGUCAUUUGUGCUCUGUAUAUACAAGUCUACUCAGGUUGACAGUGUCUGAAUGAUUUGUCUGUUGUGCCAACAUGAUUGCAGCUUUCGCUCGUUAUAGCUCCAUUUUUUAAAUUAUUUUGAGAAUGCUAACUGUUGCUGGGAUGUUGGUGCUCCCAAGGAUGGUCAGCUCUAUUGCUGGCGUCUUAUUUCAUUUUCUUGGACUCGUCCUGAAAGCAGAAUGCAGUGUUUUUUGUUUUUCUUUUAGGUAUAAAACAGAAUGAGAAGUCAAUGUGCAUGUGUGUGUGUGAGUAAAUUAUUGUAUGAAGAAGAUUGUAAUCAAGGCCCACGGUUUGCGCACUUUCUUCCCUUGCGAGCUACUGCGCAAAAGUAUGUGUGUUCUAUGCAAUGCAAACAACUCGUGUUGGGAUCCCCCUUGUCGAUAUUGUAAACUUCUUUCAGCACGCCUCUGAUGACUAUGCACAGACGUUCUUUUGUUACGCGUCGUUAGCGGGCUUCGAUUUCGGCAUGCGCAGUUGAUGUGUGCCUUUUUUUCGAAACACAUGGAUGUCGUUUCGAGGGAGACUUGUAGACUCGUUAGGCUACUCAUUAAGUUUAUCCCUGCCCAAAGCCUCUUGACUCUCCCCCAGAUACUAUUGAUGCUUUGUAUUUCAAGUUGAAGUGAACUUGUUAGUCAAAUGCAGUUCAGUGAUGCAAACCGAAGGCACAUGAUUUUGUUCAGCAUAGCAUAGUAGUGUUUUUGCUAUUGAAGUCUGGAAGAAUAAAGAACAAUCUAUGAACAAACCAACGCUUGCCUCUCUCUGCUUUCAGCAUUUAUUUUCAAUGAAGCAACAGCAAAAGCUAACACACAUACUCAACACGUCAAUAAUAUGCCUUCUUAUUUUAAAUUUCAAAAUCCUAAUUUCAUUACUAAGCCUUCCCCGAGAAAUCAAGGAGAAGACA